AUGACACCGUACGAUUACCAUCUCAAGUUUGAGCUGUACGCGACGCCCGAUCCAAGUACGGCCGCGACCGCGACCACGCCAGGCGACCAAGCUAGCCACAGCAGCACCAGCAAACCCGCCACAUCCGAUCACGACAUCUGGAUUCCCGCCCCCGGCGCGAGCAUCUUCGACGAGCUUCCCUCCCACCCGCGCUCCCGAACCCGACAACAGCCCGCGCAACCGAUCCCCCCGCGCUGGCGCCAGUGGGACCUCAGCCUCGACGGUCCUCCCUACGGCGCCAACGCGAACGGCGAUAGCGAACACACGAGCACCACCCGCCGGGCGAGUACAUACAGCGGCGGCACCGUUUCCGUGCCAGCGAACUCGAGAGUCAUCGACUGCGGCGCGCGCCGCGGUGCCGCCGGGCCGGAGGGUACUGUGUCGUCCGGGAGGAGCGCGCGGCGGUUCCGCGAGCGGGACGAGCCGGCGCCGAGGGCCGAGGCCGGCAUCGGCCCGCACACGGCCGUCCGGGAUUGGCGUUUUGGUAGAGUCAGGGUCGAGAGCUUCGAUCUGGCUGGGGCUGCUGGAACGACGAGCGGCGGGGAUAUCGGGGUCAUGGCGGGGAACAACAACAACAACAAGCAUGAGGGGGGUGAGCCGGCUGCCACGGCUACGCCGGCUGCCACGGCUACGCCGGCUGCGAGCCUGGGGCCGAAUCUGGGCGGCAUGGGGCUGUCGACCAAGGCGAGGUACGCCCCGCUGGAGACUAAAAAUACCGAGGCGGGGUGGGGGGUUGUCCACCUAUACCGGGAGGGUGAUGAGCCGGGUGUGUUGGGAGGCGUUCAGGAGACACAUUAUGGGCCGACAGAGGGGAAUAGCAAGGGGCAGGAUGGCGCCGGGGCUGAUGAAGAGGGCACGAUUUUGUGCAUCCCGGCUGUCCCUAGCUACAUGUCGCCGAGCGACUUCUUGGGGUUCAUUGGGGAGAAGUGGAGGGGGUAUGUCAGUCAUUAUCGGAUGAUCAUGACCGGCAGGGUGAACCGAUACAUGGUUUUGAUGAAGUUCCGGGACAGCUGGAAAGCGGCGGAGUGGCGGAAGCAGUUUGACGGGAAGCCGUUUGAUAGCGUGGAAACCGAAAUCUGCCAUGUCACUUUCAUCAAGUCGAUCACAGUCGAGACACCGAACGAGACCAACACCCAAAGAAAACAUUCCGAGGGGAACAACGACCGCUUCUCACCUACCUCCCCGCUAGCCAACUCCCUCAAGCCGUUCCCACCGCCGACUCCUAACCUCAUCGAGCUCCCGACUUGCACGGUAUGCCUCGAGCGCAUGGACGAUACCUCCGGCCUGAUGACGACACUCUGCCAACACGUAUUUCACUGUACAUGCCUGCAGACAUGGAAAGGUUCGGGAUGCCCCGUCUGCCGGGCGACGAACCCCAAACCCACCGAGGAGUACGAUCCCGACAACCCGUACUCACAGCCGUUCGGUUCCGGCGUUUCCAACAUUUGCAACAACUGUAACUGCACCGACGACCUCUGGAUCUGCCUGAUCUGCGGCAACGUCGGCUGCGGGCGCUACAACGGCGGCCACGCCAAGGAGCACUGGAAGACGACGGCGCACAGCUUCAGCCUCGAGCUCCAGACCCAGCACGUCUGGGACUACGCCGGCGACAUGUGGGUGCACCGGCUGAUCCGCGACAAGGGCGACGGGAAGGUGGUCGAGCUGCCGCGGAACACCACCAACGACCGGCAGGCCAGGGCGGCCACUGCAGCAGCACCCGGCGGGGGCGGGGGCGGGGGCGGUCCACACCAAGAGGACGUCGUCCCGCGCGCCAAGCUCGACAACAUCGGCAUGGAGUACACGCACCUCCUGACCAGCCAGCUCGAGAGCCAGCGCGUGUACUUCGAGGAGAUGGUCAACAAGGCGGCAGACAAGGCGGCGCAGGCGUCGGCGGCGGCGGAAUCGGCCUCGGGCCGGGCCGCCGAGGCGCUGACACAGCUCGCCGCGCUGCGCGACGAGCACCGGGCGCUGAGGGACGAGACGGUGCCCGCGCUGGAGAAGGAGCUCGGCCGGGAGAAGGCCCGCGCGGCCAAGUCGGCCGAGCUGGCGCGCAGCCUGGGCCGGGCGCUCCAGGAGGAGAAGGAGGUCAGCGCGGGCCUGAUGACGCGCAUCGAGCACAUCAAGAGCGAGUCCGAGGGCACGGGCAAGAUGCUGGACCAGCUAAGGGCGGAGAAUGAGGAGCUCAAGGAGAUGAAUCGGGAUUUGAGCAUGUUUAUCAGUGGGCAGGAGAAGCUGCGCGAGAUGGAGAGGGGGGGGAUGGUCGAGCAGGCUGAGCUGGAGGACGGGACUGUUGGUGUUCCCGAGGGGAGUGGGGGGAAGAGGAAGGGGAAGGGGAGGAAGAAGUGA
Molecule: messenger RNA, 2385 nt
Organism: Chaetomium fimeti
Lineage: Eukaryota; Fungi; Ascomycota; Sordariomycetes; Sordariales; Chaetomiaceae
Exons: 2
Coding region: 1-2385 (794 amino acids)
Biological process (GO): Ras protein signal transduction; protein ubiquitination
Cellular component (GO): cytoplasm
Molecular function (GO): ubiquitin protein ligase activity; zinc ion binding
Source: RefSeq, a predicted model, not a curated record